GAAAGCGGACGGAUGCAAGCUAUACUGCUGCGUUUAUAUUUGCUAAAGUUGUGUGCGUGCCUGUAAAGUGAGUAGAAGCCUGUUUAUACAUUGUUCUAUACUUAGUUUAUGAGCGUUUGAAUAGGCCCACAUGUGUAAAAGUUAAUGUAUGUGAGUGACAAUACGAAAUAGCUCAAAGAUGUUUGUGUGUGUAUUUACAUACACUUUUCCUCACGUAUUACAUUGUUAUAUUUAGAAGACGUAAUCUAUGUGCUUUUUAGUCAUUAUAUGGUUUAUUUAAUAUAUAUAUCGCUCACUUCUAGAUUUAAAGCACUCUUUGAGCGCAUGCGCACUAAUGUGCUAGACAGAGUGGCUCUAUUUUCUUUCCUCAGCGCGCAAAGGUGUCGAAUUUCAGCCGCUCAGUAUUAAUCAUUUCUAGCAGUGCACUUUUCCAUAUAAUGGCACAUUUCUUCCUAUUGCACUGUAUUAAUCAUUGUAAUUUAAUAUUCAUUGUGGAGAUUACUGUUACUAUGUUUAUUGUGGUGACUACUAUUAUUUGUUAUUUGUACUUAUCUGUUUUCUUAUAUUUAUAGAAAAACCACACACACAUGCAAAGUCGAAUUUAUUCAGUGUACUGAGUUGUGGUGACAAUAAAUGGGUUAUUCCCGAAUACCUGAUCAUCUCUGGUAAGUCUCUAACCGGACGCUCUGUAGUGGGUCUGUUAUCAACCGUCAAAAUCAGCUUCUAUUAGCCAACAUUUUUACAGGCAGGCUGCUUUUGAGGGAUACAUUUUCACUCUCGAAUUGUAUAUUGCUAGUCUCAAGUCCGUGGCCAGGGGAAGGCUAAGCCUUCCCCAGCCUUACACACGCUCCGCAUAUGGGUCAGUGGUGUAGAAAUCAGUUUAAAUGAGGCUAACCUGAUAAAUGACGAUCAGUUAAGAACAUCUUUCUGCGACCCCUGGAAGUAACCUAAUAAUUAGAAUUCCCCAAUGUGGUUGGAUGCAUUGCUGGCACACAUAUUCCCAUUAUUGCACCUUCCGAAAAUGUCAACAGGAGGUCCAUCCACAAUAUUAAUGUGCAGGUACACUGACAGACUACUGUUUCUAAUGGUCAAAGACUACAUCACAAUACUGUAACAUGUCUCAUUCUUUGCACUGUCAAGACCAUGUCUGAUGCUGCACAUAUCAUCACAAAUGUGGAGGCCAAGUGGCCCGGCUCUGUGCAUGACUCAACCCUGAGCAACAGGCUGUAUAGGGGAGAGAUUGAUGGCUUUCUGCUGGGAGAUAGGGGUUACCCAUGCCGACCAACACCAAUUACCCCUUACCCAGAACCAGGCCCUCAGCAGCGCUUCAAUGUGGCACACUGCCGGAUGAGAGCCCGGGUGGAGCUGACCUUAGGCCUGUUGAAAGCACGUUUCCAGUGUCUGCGUUACCUCAGGGUAACUUCUGAAAGGGCCUGCGACAUUAUUGUGACAUGUGGUGUUCUCCAUAAUAUUGCCAUAAUUAGAGGGGAGCAACACCCUGCCCUACAAAUACAAGACCGAGGAGGACCCCAUCAACCCUGCAGAUUUCCAGUGUCUUCUCAGAUUAAUACACAUGAUAUCCUCCACCACAACCAACCACAAAAUAAAAAAGAAAUGAAUAAACACAAAAUCACAAUUUAUUUGGUGUUCUUUAUUUCCUACAAAUUCAAAAACAGUUAG
Molecule: messenger RNA, 1680 nt
Organism: Xyrauchen texanus (razorback sucker)
Lineage: Eukaryota; Metazoa; Chordata; Actinopteri; Cypriniformes; Catostomidae
Product: putative nuclease HARBI1
Exons: 2
Coding region: 1144-1680 (178 amino acids)
Source: RefSeq, a predicted model, not a curated record